UCCUUCACUUCGCUCCCCGACGACCUGCGCUCGGCUGUGCGUUGGGGCGUUCUCGAGCCCACGUAGUAGCUCGCGCUCGCUUCAGUCGAGUACACCGGCGCAGAGGCCGAUUGAACGAGUAGCAUGGAGUUUGUUUCGGCGUGUGGCGUGUAGUGUGCAACCCGUGGCUUGCCGUGUUCGUGAUCCCUCCAGCGAGUAGUAAAACAAAAGAAAGCCGCGCGCGAGCGAAAUAACAGGCGGGCGUCGUGAGCUCUGCACGGCACCGAGCGAACAUGGCGGCCGACGUAAGUGCGUUCUCCACGGCCACGGCGAGCAAGCUGCCCGUGCUAGCGGCCGACCCUUCAUGGCCGCGCUACGUGUACCCGCAACUGAACAACAUGAUAGCCGACGGGGUGAAAGUGGACGGCAGCUGGGAGCUGUGCAUCCACGUCACCGACCUCAAGCUUGACCGCAAGCUGCGAGUCAAGGGAGACAUGCACAUUGGUGGUGUCAUGCUUCAGCUCGUCGAAUCACUCAAUGUCCCAACGGACUGGUCAGACCACGCCCUCUGGUGGCCCGAGCAGAACAUAUGGCUCACACGGACAAAGUCCACGCUCGACCAGUGCGGUGUCAUGGCCGACGCCCUGCUGCACUUCACGCCCAUGCACAAGACGUUGCGCAUCCAGUUUCCCGACCUGCGCAUCAUGGACGUUCGAACGGAUUUCUCGGUCAAGACCUUCUCGGCUGUCGUCAAAGUCUGCAAAGAGCUAGGCAUCCGGCAUCCCGAGGAGAUGUCCUUCUGUAGACCACUGGUGAACGAGCACCUCAAGCGCAACUAUCGUGCCGUCGGCUGCAGCCCGCGCCAGCGCCCCAAGGAAGGCACUGACAGCAUCCAGUUCAACCGCUCGAAGGCCAAUGACAGCAACGGCACACUUGACGGUGCUCUCGGAUCGCCCCACAACUCGUCGGUGACACACUGGAACACGUCGAGCUUCAACAAUGGGAUCCCACCAGGCCUGAACGGGAGCUACCUGACUCCCGACAACAGCUUCAGCUCCCAGUACGAACUUCCCCUGGCCCAGAGCCCCAACAAGCCGCCACAGGACAUCAGGGCAGCCCUGCUUAGGCCCAAGAGUCUCGUCGAGAGGGCACGUCUCAACGCUGGGUGGCUGGACUCGUCGCUUUCUCUGAUGGAGCAGGACGUGCGGGAGUUUGACCUGCUGCAGCUGCGUUACAAGUUCUACUCGUUCUACGACCUGAACCCACGCAAGGAUGCCGUGCGCAUCAACCAGAUCUACGAGCAGGCACGCUGGGCCCUGCUCACUGAGGAGAUCGACUGCACCGAAGAGGAGAUGAUGCUCUUCGCUGCGCUCCAGCUCCAAGUGAACCUGCAGGCCAACAGCAGCCAACCUGACUUCUCGCAAGGCGAAGACGACAUCGAUGCUGCCCUGACCGACCUCCAGGUGACCCUGGAGGGCAGUGCCAUCGCGAGCGAGACCUCCAACAUCACCCAAGUGCCUGAGCUGCACAGCUAUCUGCGAUUCCUCAAGCCCAAGCGAUUCACGUUGAAGGGCUUCAAGCGCAUGUUCUUCAUCUUCAAGGAGACACGCAUGUGCAUCUACAAGUCGAGGGAGGAGUACGAAGGUGGCGGAAGCCCCUCGUACGUCAUCAACCUCAAAGGCUCUGAAGUCACACCUGAUGUGUACCUCGCCCAAGGCAAGUACGGGAUUCGUCUUGAAGUGCCUGGCCCCGAAGGAAUGACUGAAUACUGGCUCCGCUGUGAAACGGAGGACCAGUACGCCCAGUGGAUGGCUGGCUGCCGGUUGGCGGCCAAGGGAAAGACCAUGGCGGAUGCUUCGUACGAGGCCGAGGUGCACUCCAUCCAGCAGUUCCUGCAGCUGCAGAGGCCCGCACCUGCCCCAGCACUGGUGCCGUCUCAGCUUGACAUUGACGUUGAGGACUUUGUCGCACCCCGCUUCGUCAAAAAACUAAAGAGCAAACAGGCCAUUGUUCAAAGGAUUGUCGAAGCGCAUGGGAACGUCAAGGACCUCAGCCUCGUAGAUGCCAAGAUGAACUUCAUCAAGGCCUGGCAGGCGCUGCCCGAGUUUGGCAUCUCACUCUUCGUGGUACGCUUCAGCGGGAGCAAGAAAGAGGAACUCCUGGGAGUGGCCUUCAACCGGCUCAUGCGCAUGGAGUUGUCGACGGGCGAUCACAUCAAAACCUGGCGCUUCAACACCAUGAUGGCUUGGAACGUCAAUUGGGAGGUGAAGCAGAUGAACGUCCAGUUCGAGGAGGACCAGCGUGUCGCCUUCUCAUGCCUCAGUGCCGACUGCAAGACUGUGCACGAGUUCAUCGGCGGAUACAUCUUCCUCAGCAUGCGCUCCAAAGACCAGAACCAGACGCUGAACGAAGAGCUCUUCCACAAGCUCACAGGUGGUUGGGUCUGAGUGACCACAGUCGCGGCUUACUCGACUGCGGCAUUCCGAGUUGGCGUGCAAGACUGCCACAACCUCGGAACGUGCAUUCAUCAUCAACUUGUGACAGCACGCGCAAGCAAGACUGGCAUCUUCCACGGGAGGUCGCCAUCAUCGUGGGUCAGACACAGUGCAAGAAGAUGCCGAUAACUCGCUGUUUGCAUCAGAGACUUGCGUCAUCUUAGUUGGCUGUUGUUGUCACAGUCUGUUGAGUCCAGUGGCAUUGUUGGACUCCUGCACAUGUUGUCGUUGAGACGAUGAGGGAUUGGUGAAGAGCUGGUUCAAGUCGGACGGACUGUUUUCAUCUGCUCAUGGGAGAUAAGCCUGGUGAAGUGCCAGCUGUGAAUUUUUGGUAAACUUGUCUCUUAGGAACUGUGCCCUAGCAGCAUAUUGUUGGCAUGCAGUUGGUCAUAGGCACCUGUGAAAAGGCAGACUCGUUGUUUUGCCUCUUUCAAAAUGCUCAGCAGUACCUUUCAGUGAAGAAGUUAUUACAAUGUUUAAUUUUUAAUUAGAAGUGCUGCUCUGUCAAGUGGCUAGAUGUUCAUGCUUGGACCACUUUGGGAGCAACUACGAAAAAUAUUUCAAAACAGGCCAAUAUGCCACUGUUAUAGCAAGUAUACAUUGUACUACAGGUAGGGUUCGCUUUCAGUAGCAAAACAUGCCAACUGUCGUACAAUGCACUGUCAGGCACAGUUCCUUUAGCGCUUUUUUAUUUCCGCAAGAGCUUAGAACAAUGCACGGUAUUUCUUGGUGAAAGGUAACGCCGAUUGUAUGUUGCCUCUGACAGCACGUGGUAAGCUGUGGAAAUGAAUUGUUCAUCCAACUGCAAAGAUUUAAUUUAAGACGCUGGCUGCCAACACAGCUGAAGCUUUCAUCACAUCACCACACCAUGAAAUGCCAUGACACUUUUCUUUUUCCAUUUCAUAAAACAAGUUUUAUCCCUCCCUAUCCCUCCCUCCUUCGACACCUCUGAAUAAUGAAUAUACCACUGUCGUCACACUAGGAUGUAGUGAACACAGAACUUAACUGUCUGCACAUUCGCAAUUGCUCUAGAGAGCAUGACCCACACUUGGAAGGCACUUACUUGUGGCAAAUUUGUCACCACUGAUCGGUUGUGAUGUCGACGUGUAAUGCAAUUGCAGUGAAUUUCGUAUCGUUGAGAGUGCCAAGUUUUGGCUGAACAGCCUCAUAUUGUACAAUAGUAUCGAGAUAAUCGUUACCAAUCAUGCAUUUCAGGCAACCGUCUUGUCAAAAACUGAGCACACACACACCUUGUGCCUAAAACAGUGCCACGCAAUUCACCUGAAGACAGGGUUACCUGGCCCUAGCGAUAGAGCCAAGCUUACACUUUUCUGUAGUGUUGUUGCCGACAGGAGAGAAGCUCGACUAUGGCCGUUUUAAAUUUAUGGGAAAUCUCUAUCAGACAAACUGAGUGCUGCUGAAAGGAAAGCAUUGAGCUACUAGAAAAUGCUGUACUCUAAUGAAUAAAAUUGGAGUAAUGUUCGACUUUAUGGCCAGCUUUUGCUCCUCAUAAUUCUCAGGGCUUGAAGCGUCUGUUUUCUUUUUUUUUUUAAUCACAUGUAAGUACUGGAAGAAAUGUCUUUUCAGAAAAGUAUCUGCAUGAUCGCCAGAAAGUGGCACUAACUGCAUUUCACGAUGCAAGCAGUUUCUUUUUUCUAUGUCCCCAUGUUGCAACAUAUGCAAAAGAUAUAUAUACCUGCCUCCAUGCAUGGUCAGAUGAAAUCAAAUUCUCUUAACUAGUUGUUAAAGUUUAUUUCAUAUUUACAUACAUACCCUUUAUAUAUAUACAUAUGUAUAUGCAUACACACAUUAAAAUGCUAUAUUAUGUCCUGUAAUUAGUCCCCUGUAAUAAUAUAGAAUGCAAAUGACAAACACUUCUAGAAGAAGCUCCCCAUAGACAACUGCUUCAUUUCAGCACUGCAUUUAUUUGAAUAUACAAUUAAUCCUUUUAUUUUAGUUCUGUCCCGCUAUGAUCUUAGAAUAGGCUCAGUAUAGGAUGGUUACCUUAUGUCAUGGUUGCCUAUGUUUGCACAUGUAAAUAUGAUAACUUCUUCAGCCUUUUCAGCGUUAUGAUGUGCCGCCAAUUGAUUGUGUGCAUUUUUUCUCACAUCUGCAACGAACACAGACUGUGCCCAUGCCAUCAAGUGCUUUUUUUGCGCAUUUGUGCAAGCUUUGUAAAAAAAAUUUUUGUCAAUAUACUUGCUAUUGUAGCCUGCACGGCUGUGCACCCUGUGCAAUUAUAUUAAUAGUUGGUUAGCACUUGUGUAUCGGAUGCUUUUUAGCUGCGAGGCAAGAGUUAGUUUGCUAGCAAAGGGACGACUGCUGGUCAUUUUGCGAUCAAUUUUCCUUUUUGACAAUGACGUUUGUUACACGAAAGGCUUCGUUGAAUGAUGUUUGAGCCCAAUGAUGCUCGGAACUUGUUGACUCAACAGAACUGCCGUGGUUGUUACCUGAAGUGGCACAGUUUCCAACAGACAGAAUUGUUUAAGGAGUGUCGUUUUGAGUCGCGAAAUUUUUGUGAAGUGCCUUGUGAGUGUUUUACAUAUGUUACAGUGUAACCUAAAUGAACUUACUGUCAUCUUCCUAUUUAAGAGAAUAAAGUUUUUCCCCCACAUUA
Molecule: messenger RNA, 5091 nt
Organism: Dermacentor silvarum
Lineage: Eukaryota; Metazoa; Arthropoda; Arachnida; Ixodida; Ixodidae
Product: unc-112-related protein-like
Biological process (GO): cell-matrix adhesion; integrin-mediated signaling pathway
Cellular component (GO): cell-substrate junction
Molecular function (GO): integrin binding
Source: RefSeq, a predicted model, not a curated record